Molecule: messenger RNA, 978 nt
Organism: Cygnus atratus (black swan)
Lineage: Eukaryota; Metazoa; Chordata; Aves; Anseriformes; Anatidae
Gene: CBY2
Product: chibby family member 2
Exons: 1
Coding region: 1-978 (325 amino acids)
Source: RefSeq, a predicted model, not a curated record
AUGUCUGCUUUCGAUCUGACAAACCAGAGCAUGCAGUGUGCAAGGCCCGAGACGGAUUAUGCCAUCCCACGGAUGAAGCUGAGGGAUGAGACGUUUGUCUUUAUCGAUGGUAAGUGGGUGAGCGAGAUGUACUGCCAGCCACCUUUUGCUCCCCAUCAGAAACUCUUUGGCAAGAAGGCACAGAAUGAGUGGAGCAUCUGGGAGGAGAACAGAGCACUCUGGGAGGAAAACCAAGUCCUCCGGAUUGAGAACAGGAUGCUCUGGGAAGAGAACCAGGCUCUACAAUGUCUCCUGUCUCAGAACAAAACUGUCCAGGUUAUUUACAAUGAUGCCAUCCAGCAAAGCCUCCAGAAGGAGAAGCUCUUCCCGUUCUUUCAGGAGAGGAACUUAGGCUUCCAGGUUAGCCCGAGCAACAAAGCUCUACAGGUGGUCAGGGAAAAGAACAGAGUCUUAGAGGUUUUCCAGCAGGAGAAUAAAACUCUUCCCAGCAUCUGGAAAGACCAAAAAGUCGUUGUGGUCCAUGAAGAGAGCAAAGAUGCCAGCUCAGCUCGGAAAGACGCUGAAGCUACCAGAGCUGUAGAAGAAGGCAACCUUGGCCCAGUGCCCCAGCGGGAACACGAAGCUAAAGCAGAGAGCAUCACUCCAACCCAGAGUGAGAGCAAGGCUGCCCUGAGCACGCAGGAUGAUCAUGAGAUCCUCCAGGCUCUCCACGACCUACACCAGAUCCUCCAGGUCUUCCUGAGAGAGAACCGCCUCCCUGGGGACAGAGAGAGACCUCGUCCUCUCCACGACGAGGGGAGAUUCUACCAGGAAGAGUACAAGAAAUUGAAACUACAGCUGAAUGCUGUGAAAAACACCGUGUCAGACAUUACGGCUCAAAUGGAAAUGCUGGAAAAAGAGCUCAUUGCCUUCACUUUCCCAAUGUACGAAGAAGCAGGACAGAAGCUGGCAAAUAAGUGUCAGCUUGGAGCCAUGUGA